Messenger RNA from Phaedon cochleariae (mustard beetle), 4439 nucleotides. Lineage: Eukaryota; Metazoa; Arthropoda; Insecta; Coleoptera; Chrysomelidae. The record is from the annotation of a GenBank genome assembly.
AUGGAGCAAGUCAGAUUACUGGUGCAAGAGCAAGGUCGAGAAGCACGAAAUUUGUUGGCAUUCAAUAUUUCAGCAGAAAAUGACAGCUUCACAAAUAAAGUUUCCCGAAAGCCCCCUUGCCCACCGCGACACCCUGAAUCUUGUCAUCUUCCAAAGACUUCAGUACGUGGAAGAACAGGAGCUAGAGUAAGAUCUGCAUCUACAGGAAGGGACAAAAGAUCAGAAUUGAGAGCUAGAUAUUGGGCCCUUUUAUUCGGCAACUUGCAAAGAUCAAUCGCCGAAAUAUACAAUACUGUCGAAACUCACGAGAGUCUAACCGAAUGUCAAGAAGUCCUCCUAGUUCUUGGUAACUAUUUGAGAGAUUUCACCUCUUUAGCGGAUUGGUUUCGUAUCAAAUGGGACUACGAAAACACACCAGCCUUACAAAGGCCCAACUCCCUCGCUUGGGAUGUAUGCAAAACGAAUCUCACAAAAACUCCGAGAUCUGGAAAGUCGAGCCCGAAUCUUGGUUCCGGUAGGAACAGUCCCAACAUCUCUGGAAAGAUGAGUCCAAGAAUUCUGGUGUCAAAAUGUAAACCGUCCAAUUCAUGCCCUACUAGUCCUUUGCCUUAUCUAGACCAGCCAAUUAUUGAAGGUGAACCUUUAGAAACUCCAAUAACUCCGAAUCAGUCAGCAGAAUUAUUAGACAAUCAACUCGUUAAUGAUCCUUCAGUACUCAAAACAGAUACAUCAAAUAUUGAGGUUAAAACCUCUGGAAAAGAUUCACUUUCAUGUUCUGUGAAGACAACUGUGACAGAACAUAUUAACAAUGUAGAAGAAGCAUUUUGCAAUGAUUCUGAGCACAUUGUUUCUAUAUCAAAUGAAACUAUUAGCUUGGAUGAUGCCUCUACAGAAACUUCAUCAACAAUACUAAAAACUCCCAAGAACACUAAUUUAGUCAAAAAGAAAACCGAUUCAACGAAACCUACAGAUUGUAAGUUGAAGUGUCCUCAAAAACUCAAAUCGCCUAGUGUGAAAUCUGACAAAAUAUCCCAGGCGAAAGUGAAACAUGUUGAUCACACGUCAAUUACCAAGUGUGCCAGACAAAUUGGCAUAGAUAAACAAAACACUGACAAAGAAUCAACUCCUACAGUCGAACAUAAAGAAUUAAGUGGAAUAGAACCUCUAGAAGAGUCGACUAGCCCUGAACUCAAAAAACACACCUUAGAUUUGAAACUCAAUGACCCUUCAACAUUGACUGUAGAACCAGCAAUAAAAAACAUCGACUCUCCCAGUGAAGACCAAAGAACUUACGACACAUUACGUAAGUUCGGGGUGCAGAGUUCGGAAAAGAGCACCUCCACUGAUGAAGACUUUCCAAAGUUGCCCAUCAAACGCAACCACGUUGUGAAGAUCAAUCAGGAGUGCCAGACUGAAGAAAAUGAAAAAAAAGUCACCGUGGGUACGCCCAAAGUGAACAAAGUUGAGGUCAAAGCUGCCAAACCGAUACCUGUAGCUCGUCCUGCUUAUUCAACUGCUCUUGCAAAGAGCGCUUUGUCCAAAACUGUACCACCCAAACCCAAGGUCGAGGUCAAGUCGAACGUCAAUGUGAACACUGUGAACCGCACUCCUACAAAACUGAUCAGGACUAUUUCAGCGAAGAAUCCUGCCAAUGCAAGGAAUGUACCUGAGAGAAACGUACUGGCAAGAAGUAAGACAGUAAGUGAUAUGAAAAACGCUGUUCCAGCCGCUGCUUAUACCGCACGUACUAAGGUACUGCCCACCACCCACCCAAAGACUGUACAACAGAAGAGCGUUCAGAAACCCAUGCUUUUACAAAAAAGCAAAACCACUCUAACCAAAGAACAAUUAGUUAAAUCGCUUUCGCUAGACGAAUAUGCUAGUUCUGUUGAGACGCUAGUGAACCAAGACAGAUCUGCUAACUCUGCUAACGUCACUAACUCGAGUAACAGCAUAGCUAGCUCAUCCGAAACCAUAAACAAUGAUAAUAAUAAAAACCAGCCUACUGACGGUUGGUUGACUGUCAAGUGUAGAUCCAGGUUCAAGAAUAAUAAAUCGAGACGAUCUGAUACUGCCUUAUCUUGGGCAACUAGAUUUCACCAAGUUAGCGCCACUGCUAGCUUACCUGCUCUAGCACUACUACCCGAAACGCCUGAUCUGAAUAAGCCUCAAAAAUCUAUUGAGAAGAGCGUAAAAGAAAACUUAAAUACCUUGAAAUCAUUAAAGAGUAACUCGGAUGCUAAGAAAGGGUUCCUACGAAGAUCCAACACCACCAUGAGCAAAGUGACAGUCGAUAAAAGUUCUGUGCAAGAAAAAAACAAAACCAAUCUACAGAUCAAAAGGACUGCAGAGCGUGAGAAGCUGCACAAGGAUACCAAGAAAAUCUCGGACGUGGACUCGGAAACCGAUGAUGAAAUGAAGUUCAAAGAUAUACAGGAUGAGCUAGCUACUGAGGAAGAACAUAGAAUGAAAGCCAAACAACUAUCCGAAGAAGAAGAUAGGCUUACCAAGGAAAUAGAGCAUUUGCAAGGGUUGGAAAUAGAGGUUGAUACUGAGACGGAUGGUACAGAGACAGACGGUGAUGAUCUGCAAGGUGAUGCUGAAGACGAUAGAGACUGCAUUAUUGCUGAUUUGGAGAAUGAUCAAAUGUCUUUGGAGGCCAGAUAUGAACCUAUGCUAGCAGAGAUGUCUUGGAGCGAUAGGAUCGACACUUUGGCAGCUUUGGAAGCCCUAAAUGCCAGGCACCCUGGCAGAGCUCAUGAACUUCAUCAAAAGUUGUCCAAUCCUUCAAGAAGGUGCAGUCUAGCAGAGACCGUCCGAAAAUUCCAAGCUAAGCAGGCCAAAGCGCAGCAGAGACGACAGGAUUUGCAGCAUGAAAAGGCCCAAAAACUGCAGGCACUAUUGGCCAGAGUGGAAGACGUGAAAGCCGCUAAACUGCAGUUGAUUGAAGAGAAACGAAUAAGGAUGGAAAUGAGGUUACAGAAGGCAGCUCAAAACAGAAAAAGGCACAUAAAAGAUAUCAUCAAAAAGGCACAUGAUGAAGAGGAAAAACUAAAAGAAAUUGCCUUCAUAAAUGAAUUGGAAGCUCAAAAUAAAAGGCACGACUUCCUCGUGUCCUGCCGGGAGCAGCGCGGCCGCCUGCAGGGCAUCCGCGAGGACCGCAGGAAGCGGCAGGAGGAGAAGGCGGCCAAGGAGGCGGCGGUGGAGGAGCGCAGGCGGGCGCUGGAGCGCGAGCGGCUGGAGCGGCUGGACCGGCUGCAGGACGAGCGGCGGCUGCGCGACGAGCGGAUCGGGCAGCAGCAGCAGCAGCGGGAGCGUGAGCGGCAGGAGUUGGCGAGGGAGAAGGCGAGAGAUAGGGAGGAAAGGUUAUCGGCCUUACACGAAAAACAGCUGGCGUCCACACAGGAACUGCAGAAACGAAUUGAACAAAAGCAAGAGGAUUCCAAGAGACGACACGAUGAAAAUAUGGAACAAAUAAGGCAUAGAGCCCUGGAAUUAUCUAUAAACAGGUGUCAGAAUGAUGACAAUCAAGCUCCGAAUAUGGUACCAUACGCUACACAAAAAUUAUGCAAGGUCUGCAAUGUGCUCAUUAAAUCUGAGGUAUACCUAAUAAGCCACUUGAGAGGUCCCAUGCACCAAGAAGCUCUGAAACAAGCCAACUUGCUUCCGAGCGACAUCGAGCAGUACAAUCUCGAACAGAUCGUGGAAGCCCCGGACGGAAAAGAAGAUCCGAAAGUGGUCGCUGCCAAGGAACGGGGAAAGAGUUAUCGGAAACGGUGCAAGAAGAUCAGGCAGCGGAUGGCGACGAAAGGAGCCGAAUAUGAAACCGGAUACAAACCUGACGUUCUUGAUGGUGUGAAUAAAAGAAGUCUCAACAGGAGCAUCAACACGAUCGGAUCGAUCACCAACCAGGCCAGCCAAGGAUUAUCGCCGGCCAGCUCCAGUCAACUGGACAGGAUACUAAACGAACUAACCCGAUUGAUGCACAAGGGCGCUAAGAACGAUUUGCUGGUGUUCCAGAGCGUCGGGGGUUUUUCGGUGCUAGCGAAACUGCUUAUGUUGGGACAGGAUGGAAAUGCCUCGAUAUCAGUCAAGACUCUCAUUAUUUGCUGCAAUUUGUGGCAAACUGCUUGUAAAGGACCUGAUGGGGCGAACAAUUGCGAAUAUGUGAUCCUGUCGAACCGUUUAUCCCCUGUCAUCGAUCUGUUGAACACGAAACUGUUAAUGAUGAAUCUCGGCGAUUGUGAAAAUGACCUUCCUUCUGAUCCUCUCUGUACGGCCCUCAUGCAGCUUUUGGCCACGGUACUUCAGAAUGCUCCAAAGGUGACAGCUGCAAAUCGAAUUCAUGACAUCGUGAGGUAAGUCAGUGAACAUUUUUUUCCAAAUUCGAAAUUACUAUACAGGGUGGGGUAUUAGUGCGUCGGAGCUCGAUUGCUCGA